Messenger RNA from Bombina bombina (fire-bellied toad), 4945 nucleotides. It is a transcript of the gene MDGA2, whose product is annotated as MAM domain containing glycosylphosphatidylinositol anchor 2. Gene Ontology annotation, molecular function: protein binding; axon guidance receptor activity. NCBI's taxonomy places the organism in Eukaryota, Metazoa, Chordata, Amphibia, Anura, Bombinatoridae. Gene Ontology annotation, cellular component: plasma membrane; axon; neuronal cell body. The transcript has 17 exons. The record is from RefSeq and is a predicted model, not a curated record. Gene Ontology annotation, biological process: homophilic cell-cell adhesion; synapse organization. The coding region runs from base 331 to 3201 and encodes 956 amino acids.
UUACUUUUUGAAGCCACGCUAAGCUUGCAUCUCUUUUUGACCAAGAACAUCCCUUCCUUUUGGGUCAUAGGGAAUUCAAAAAUCUUUAUUAGAAAACAACAGCAUUUAUUAUAUUUUUACUACAAGCAAUACUGUAUGCUUUGAUUUUAUACCAUCCUCAGUACAACUGUGCCGGGUUUACUGUGUGUGAUAAUUGCAGGUGGAACAUCCAGUGGACAGCAAGCAGUGUGUUGGAAUCUAAGCUUGGACCAGAGGGUACUUUUCCUGCCACUCACUCCCUGGAAGGUCCUGUUUAGUCUCUGGGCUGGAUAUGUCCAUUUUAACUUGAAGAUGGAUUUAAGUUACGUUUUGUUGUGGCUAUUGACAGUUCUACUCGAAGGAAUUUCGUGCCAAGGGGUCUAUGCUCCACCCAAUGUGCGAAUUAUUCAUUCGGGACUUGCUUGUAACAUCGAGGAAGAGCGAUAUUCAGAAAGGGUCUAUACAAUACGUGAAGGGGAGACACUAGAGUUAACCUGUCUUGUAACUGGUCACCCAAGACCACAGAUCAGGUGGACCAAAACAGCAGGAAGUGCAUCUGAUAGAUUUCAGGACUCAAGUGUUUUCAAUGAUACCCUUCGGAUUGUAAAUAUCCAGAGACAUCAAGGAGGCCGAUACUACUGUAAAGCAGAGAAUGGAUUGGGUUCUCCUGCAAUAAAAUCUAUACGAGUAGAUGUAUACUAUUUAGAUGAUCCUAUUGUGACUGUGCAUCAAAGCAUUGGUGAAGCAAAAGAACAAUUUUAUUAUGAAAGGACUGUUUUCUUACGAUGCAUUGCUAACUCCAAUCCACCAGUUCGGUACAGCUGGAAACGUGGUGAGGAAAUUUUACUACAAGGAUCUGACAAAGGAGUGGAAAUAUAUGAGCCAUUCUUCACCCAGGGAGAAACAAAAAUUUUAAAAUUGAAGAACCUCAGACCGCAGGAUUACGCUAAUUACAGCUGUAUUGCUUCCGUGCGAAAUGUUUGCAACAUUCCUGACAAGAUGGUAUCAUUCAAGCUUUCCAAUACAACAGCAUCUCCAUCUAUUAAACUCCUGGUGGAUGAUCCCAUUGUUGUAAAUCCUGGUGAGGCCAUUACUUUAGUAUGUGUCACUACAGGGGGAGACCCACCACCAACCCUUACCUGGGUCCGAUAUGUUGGAACUCUUCCUGAAAAGACUGUACUGAAUCGUGGAAAAUUAACCAUCCCAUCUAUAACUUCAGAAGAUGCCGGUACUUACAGUUGCGUAGCAAACAAUAAUGUUGGAAACCCCGCUAAGAAGUCUACCAGUAUUAUUGUAAGAGCUUUAAAAAAAGGGCGUUUCUGGAUAACACCUGACCCAUAUCAUAAAGAUGACAACAUUCAAAUUGGACGGGAGGUAAAAAUUUCUUGCCAAGUAGAAGCUGUGCCAUCAGAAGAACUUACUUUUAGUUGGUUUAAAAAUGGACGACCAUUACGGAGCUCUGAAAGAAUGGUAAUCACUCAAACUGACCCAGAUGUUUCCCCCGGUACAACUAAUCUUGAUAUCAUUGACUUAAAAUUCACGGACUUCGGGACUUACACAUGUGUAGCAUCUCUCAAAGGAGGAGGAAUCUCUGACAUCAGCAUUGAUGUAAACAUAUCCAGCAGCACAGUUCCACCAAAUCUCACUGUUCCAAAGGAAAAAUCAUCAAUGGUUACUAGGGAAGGGGAUACUAUAGAGUUACAAUGUCAAGUUUCUGGCAAACCGAAGCCAAUUAUCAUGUGGUCCAGAGCAGACAAAGAAGUUCCAAUGCCAGAUGGAUCGAUGCAAAUGGAGAGUUAUGAUGGGAUACUAAGAAUAGUUAAUGUGUCUAGAGAAAUGACAGGAAGUUAUAGGUGUCAGACCAGUCAAUACAAUGGAUUUAAUGUCAAACCAAGGGAAGCUCUGGUUCAACUUAUUGUGCAAUUUCCACCUGCUGUUGAGCCGACAUUUAUGGAGAUAAGACAAGGACUAGGUCACAGCGUCUCAAUGAAGUGCAAAGUCCUGAGAGCCUACCCGACACGUGUUCUCAUGUAUGAAUGGAGACUGGGGAAUAAAUUGCUGGAAAAAGGACAGUUUGAUUCUCAAGAUUAUACAGAAUUAACAGUCAACAUUCUUGCCAAAGAGCAUUAUGGGACGUACAAUUGUAGUAUAAUUAAUGAGGCAGGAGCUGGUCGAUGCAGUUUUCUCGUCACAGGGAAAGCUUAUCCUCCAGAGUUUUAUUAUGACACCUAUAAUCCACUUUGGCAAAUUAAAUCCCAAACCUAUUCCUAUACUUUACAGUGGACCCAAAUGAACCCUGAUGCUGUUGAUCGAAUCUUAGCAUACCGGUUGGGAUUUAAGCAGGCAGGUCAGCAACGCUGGUGGGAACAAGAAAUUUCAGUCACUGGGCCAAUUAAAAAAGGAGAACUAAUCAGCAACAAUCUUACUGAACUUGUGAAGCCUGAGCCUUAUGAAAUCCGUCUAACGCCUAUCAACAGAUUUGGUGAAGGAGAUUCAGCUAUUCGUAUAAUUAAAUAUAGUGCUCCAAUCAAUCCACAUUUACGUGAAUUUCACUGUGGAUUUGAAGAUGGUAACAUAUGUUUGUUUACCCAAGAUGAUAUUGAUAUAUUUGACUGGACAAAGCAAAGUGCAAGCACAAGAGAUACAAGAUAUACUCCGAACACUGGACCCACUACAGAUGCCAGCGGUUCAAAACAUGGUUUCUACAUGUAUAUUGAAGCAUCUCGUCCACGACUAGAAGGAGAAAAAGCCAGGCUGCUUAGCCCUGUUUUCAAUAUAGCUCAAAAAAAUCCUUAUGGGUCUAGCAAUACAGCAUACUGCUUUAGUUUCUAUUAUCACAUGUAUGGAAGACAUAUAGGGAUGUUAAAUAUAAUUCUCCGAUUAAAAGGACAAACUGUAACUGAAAUUCCUUUAUGGUCUGCACAUGGAAAUAAAGGAGAACAGUGGAAUCAUGCCAACAUCAAUAUACAUCCAACCACUUCAUUUCAGUUAAUUUUCGAAGGGGUGCGAGGUCCUGGGAUUGAAGGGGACAUUGCCAUAGAUGAUAUAUCAAUUGUGGAGGGGGAAUGUGCAAAAGUAGAUGAGCCUGCUCCAACUCCAGCAUCUGGUAUAACUGGGAUUUUAGUACAUAUAUGGCUGUAUCGAGUUUUCCUCUUCCUCUCCUUUUUAAGUCAUCAAAGGUGACCAUACCCUGGCAGAGGCUAUGAACCAUUCAAUAGGAACUAGUACCAAGAAAGAGUCUUUGUAAAUGGACAACUGGAAAACAAACUACCAAAGAUUCCUCCACUAAAGCACUGGGAAUUAAUGAAACAUGGAAUAUAAAUUAUUACAAACUACACAUGACCUGCAAAAAGAAGAGACGUUCAAGUGCUUCAGUGGUUCUCAUGAAUACAGUAUUAUCUGAUAUAAUUCUCUUGAAAAUGGGAGUUAUGAAAAUCCUUGUCAAAGCACAAAGUCAUGGCUGGUUUUGUUUCAAAUGAAUAGAGCUUGCUUGUUACCAUGGAAAUCGAAUGGCCUGCCAACCAAACCUCACAGUAAACAGGGUACACAAAGAUCUGGCAUUUAUUAAAAAUCCACAAAGGUUUUUAGUAUGGAAUAAAAAGUAAGCCCUUAUGCCUUGGCUGCCAUCAUUUUAAAUCUCAAUCCUCCUUUGAACAUAUGUUUCAUUUUCUCAUAGCUAUGCUGAUUAAAGGUAUUACGCUAUAUCUUUUUUGCAUGUAGAUGUCUCCAAGAACAGCAGCCUAGUCUUACAAGUUUUCUUCAACUUACGGGAUUUUGCUUGUGGCCACUUUAUCACCAAUAAUAGACCAAGUCAUCAGUUGUAAUAAUGAAACCAAACAACCACCUUUUGUAAAUUGCCAGGAAACCAAGUGCCUUCAAUUAAACAAGCCUGAACAAUGUUAAAAAAAAAAAAAAAAAAAAAAAGCUUGCACUGCUGUGAGUGGUUUGUGGAGGAAAAAAAAAACUCUUUUAUAAAUAUACUUCAACCCAUGGGUACAAACCACAGGCCUAAUAAGGAAUCUGCUAUUGGAAGAGGACGGACUUAAGUUGCUGCAUAAGCUCUUUCAACACAAAUUUCUUUGUUUCACUUUUUUAAAUAGCCAUGGCCUUCUAGUUUAUUAUACAUUUUACAAAUCUUAUAUCUUAAUCUAAAAAAAUUGGAAAAUGCAACUUUUCCAAUUACUGAAUUGCUUAAGUAUUUUGAAAAGUUGCCUGAAUAUUUUUUUUUAGUCGAAACAGAAUUUCCUUCUCUUAUCUACAUUUGAAAUGAAAUCGGUCAGAUCUUUAGAAUAUGAUGUUAUGGGUAUCUAAGACUGCAGGUGAAAACAAAUUCGACAGCAAUUCUGGGUCUGAAAAUAGUCUUCAUUAUAAAAUUUGAGGGUUUUAUGCCUCUGCCCACUAAUCAGACUUUCUGCAGAUUGUGACAUAUUUUAUUUUGACAAGUUUGAAAAAAAAAAAAAAUACAAUUUUACAAAAAACUGUUAAAAAAAAUGACUGAGCUACCUGAUUAAAUAUUAUCUAUUAACCAGCCACUUUUUUUUUUCAAUGCAUUGUACAUGUUCUCUUAUAAUGUUGGCUAUGAUUUUUUUUCUCUUUAAUUUAUCAGAAAAAUUACUUCAUUUCAAGACACUUUUAUCUACAGAAAAUUAUUAUUUUAUGUUAUCUAAAACACCUGAUAGUUGCAAAAUGUUAUGCAAGAAAUUGGGCUACAAAUAAAAAAAAAAGUCUAUAACUUUGCGGAUAUUGAUUUAAAAAAAAAAACAAAAAAAAAACAAAGCACAAGAAGCUGUAGUCAACAUACAAAUAGGCUUGAGUUCUUUUUUUAUUCUGUAGAAAUGUUUGUGCAGAUUCAAUAAUUAAAUUGAAAAAAAAAAAAAAAAGAUACUUUUACAGCUAUGUUCAAUAAAGCCUCUUUCCAGGUAAGGUA